AUGAGACAGAUACCCUGGAGUUCUGCCGUGGGCCAGGCACCACCAGUUUUGCCAGCGGCGGGAAAAACUCCCCAGUUCUGCCAACAACAAUCUAUGCUGGUGGCAAAAGCUGUCUCCGCCGACUUAGAUGGGCACGCCAGUAUUGUGUGCACCACAACCCGGUCAUAUGAAAUCCGUAACCGUCGCAUGCCAGAUUACUUCGUAUCUGGGUACAGACCAUUCCUCACCAUAGCAGGAUGGAUUGACGAGUACGGUCCUUUGAUUACUAUUCGAUUAAAAUUCGAGCGGAUCGUUAUCAUCGGCCGUUACAAAGCCGCCGCUGAAAUUAUGGAGAAUCAGGGCAAAUUUCUAGCUGAUCGUCCUCCCAUGAUUGCUGCUGGAGAGUUAUUUAGUGGCGGAAUGAGCAUUGGCUUUAUACCCUUUGGGGACCGGUUUCGUCGCAUGCGUAGAGCACUUCAUUCUCAUCUCCAACCUAAAGCAGCUGAGGCCUAUCAGCCACUGCAGAUGUCACACGCGAAGAACAUAGUUCUUGGCGUUCUUGAUAAUCCACACAACUUCCGUCACCAUGUGAUAACUUAUGCUGCAACGAUAAUUUUGAAAGUUACAUAUGGGAAGAAUACGCCCACAUCUGCUACUGAUCCCGAUGUCAUUGAGGCGCUUCAAAUGAUGAGAAGGUUUAUUGAAAUCCUACGACCUGGUGUUUACCUGGUGGACUCGAUCCCGUGGCUCAAAUACCUCCCUUGGUAUGGCCGGGACUUGAAACUGGAGUUUGAGAGCAGGAAAAAAAUUCAACCUUGGUCAGUUAAACCGUGUGAGGGAGCAAAUGUCGUUCCACAGCAGAGCGACAUGGAUAUCGGUCCUUCGUUCAUGAAAGAUAUGCUAGAAGAUAGCCAAUCCCAUGGUUUGACCGAGACCGAGGUGGCUUUUCUUGGUGGUGCCUUUCUUGGAGCUGGAUUAGAUACGACUUCUAUCUCGAUAUGCACGGUGCUCAUGGCAGCCGCACGUUUCCCCGAGGAGCAAGCUAAAGUUCAGGCCGAGCUCGACGCGGUCAUCGGAAGGCACCGAGGUGUCCCAACAUUCACGCUGCAGGAGCGCCUCACCGAACAACCAAAGAUGAAAACUAUUGUAUUCCAGCUGGGACUACGGAUCAUGCUUCAAGAAAUCAAGGAUCUAAUAGUCACCGCCUUAGGUCUAUCUCUCGGGAUCCAGAUGUCUACCCAGAACCAUACACGUUCAAGCCUCAACGCUGGAUUAACGAACAAGGGCGACCUGAGAGACGAUUUAAAAUUCUUUGUCUACGGCUUUGGUCGGCGCGUAUGCCCCGGCCAACAUGUCGCGAAUAGAUCAGUGUUCAUAAUCACCCUCCUUAUUCUUUGGGCCUACAAGCUCACUCUGGAUCCUACGAAGCCAUUAGAUGACAUGGAGCUCAUGGCCGGCUCGAUGCCAAAUGUCCUGCCCUACACAUUAGAGUUUGGGAAGAGAAUUUCGGAAACGGAGCUCAGGAGCAUGAUGCAGCAUUAUCCUGAGGUCGCAUGA
Suillus subalutaceus is the source of this 1536-nucleotide messenger RNA. RefSeq names its product cytochrome P450. NCBI's taxonomy places the organism in Eukaryota, Fungi, Basidiomycota, Agaricomycetes, Boletales, Suillaceae. The record is from RefSeq and is a predicted model, not a curated record. The transcript is spliced from 14 exons. Gene Ontology annotation, molecular function: heme binding; iron ion binding; monooxygenase activity. Bases 1 to 1536 code for a protein of 511 amino acids.